CUCCUGCAGUGCACUUUCCAGCUUGAUCUACCGUCGCUGACAUCUUUCUGCCGUUGGCCCCAGAGCAACCACUUCUGUGACUGACUUCCGAUGGCGUCCCAACCUCCCGGUCAUCAUCUCACUCAGCAGCCCUCUCGUCAUGAGCCCACGACCACUCCUCCCCCCUUCCCAUCCCUGGUGACACUCGCAAUCAAGAAGGCCGCUCACAUGGCCAAGUCGGAUGAACGGCAACGCGACGAGCUCCGCUCGCAGAUCAUCAACAGCUCUAUCGCUGAUGUGGAGGUGAUGCUGGGGCUCGUCAAGCAGCACAUACAGGAGGCGAUGAGCCGUCUUGGCCUCGAGGAUGUCUUGACCUUCACGGUUUGUGACCUGGAGGGCGCCUGGGAGGUGGCCUAUUUGCUGGAGCAGGACAGCGGCACGUGGCGGCUCAUUGGGCAAUUCAUCCGCCUGGCGGCCAUCUUUCGGCUGACCCCAGCCACCGGGCUGCCCCUGCGCGUAUCGUCAGAAUCCCUUCCCAGACAGUCGGCCUUGCACCCGCCCCUCGCAAUCGUCAUCUAUCAGCUGUUCUCGCAUCAGCUGACGGUCAAUGGACAGAGGCUUUCCCUGGAGCCAGGGGUCAUAUCUCCGCUGACGAGAUGGACGCUUCAAGUGAAAGCGUUGCUUGGCGACUCUCAGCCAACCAACAAAGGAGGGGCGUAUCGGAUCGGCGAGAUGUUCUCGCUUCGGGCGGUUCUUUACGGGGAGUUGCCUGCCGGCCAUCCCUAUUCUGCCACCUACAAGGAGACUGACCCGCCAAUCCGCUGCGGACCCUGGCUUUGUGCCUCCUUCACGGCGUUUCUCCUUUGCUGCCUGGGUACGUGCUGGUCUGGAGAGGCGGCAGUGAGCAAGGAGAAAGUGCUGCAUGCGCACAUCGGCGACAUGGAUCCUCGCUAUGAGAGGCUGCUCACUGACGACAUCCCCGAGCAGCAGGGCGUCUCAGUGGACUAGCGGCAUGACGGAGGGAACCUGAAUGCAACACAUCCAUCGGCCCAUCGUAUUGUGCUCGUGAGCGGCUUUCGACCUCACGAGACUUUCACCGCCCACGUGUCAGUGGCCGGCGAAUCCAUCGAUCUGUACACCACCGAGUCCCGUGCUAUUGCUCCAUCAAGGCGCCACUUUAGUGUUUCCAUUCCCAUGUCGCUACACGAGUGGCGCGUUGCAGUGUGGAACGGUUUUCCAGCGUCGAUGCCGAAGUGGCGAGGGGUGUGAAGGGAAUUUGGCUUGAAGCAGCAGGUCAUCGAGAGAGGGACAGUGAUGUUGAGAGGCCAUUAUUGGUUCUGAUUAGCUGGGCUGUCGCUAGGGCGUAAGCUGUGUGGUGAGGCAACUCGAUCUCGAGAGUAAUGUUAUUGACGGGGGGACGGUGCUGGUGUGAUGGUGUGAGGUUCGCCGAGCAGCCGCUAGGGGAUUGGGUGUUUGUUCUGUGUCACGACACGACCGAAUGCCGAAUGAGCUGUCAUGAUUGUUGGUCUCUCUCGUCGAUGCUUAGUGUGUCCAGCUUUCUGACUAGUACUCGAUGUGUUUUUUUUCCGCCAAGAGCUACGAUGACGUCAAAGUCGGAUGUGUGCUGGGGGGAUGUGUGGGUGGAGUGUUAUCGGACAGGCUGGGGGAUCGCAUCGAAUGCGUGACGCACUGGUUGCGUUGCUAAUAUGGUGAGAAGACAAAGUCAGGCAGUGACGUCAACAUACACAAGCAAGUCAGCACUAUGAAUGUGGUUCAUACGCUUCCCGAUGUCUGUCUGCCUGCCUGAGACAACGAAGCAGAAGAGCACACGACAUCACAACACAGCACAUAACUGAUCACAUCACUGCAGGUUUGGGGUGGUGGUUUUGCUGGAUUGCUGCUGUGUGUGUGUCAUCGAUCUGAUCUGAUGUGGUGCGUCUAGGGGAGGCUGGCCUGCGCUCUGUGGCUGGGGGUGAGCAUGAGUGCGCGUAUGAAUAGAUAUCUGUGGACACGGACAGUUGGAUUGGACUGGAUGUGAGUGAAUUCGCCCACCGUCAGUCAGUCA
Messenger RNA from Vitrella brassicaformis, 2044 nucleotides. The record is from the annotation of a GenBank genome assembly. NCBI's taxonomy places the organism in Eukaryota, Vitrellaceae.